Molecule: messenger RNA, 1995 nt
Organism: Dichotomopilus funicola
Lineage: Eukaryota; Fungi; Ascomycota; Sordariomycetes; Sordariales; Chaetomiaceae
Exons: 2
Coding region: 1-1995 (664 amino acids)
Biological process (GO): activation of GTPase activity; signal transduction
Molecular function (GO): GTPase activator activity
Source: RefSeq, a predicted model, not a curated record
AUGGGUGGCAUUCAGGACGAUGGUUCGCCGGAGAAGUUGGUUGCCGAUGCUGGUGGGAAUACUAAUAGUGAGGGUAGUGAUGGUGGUGGGGGAACCGGGACACAACGGAUAUCCGGCGACGCUAUCGAUUCUUCCGGCCAGGACAACAACCGACAGGACCCAAACGCAGUGCUGGCCCCCGGCCAACGACGUGGCCAAAUUCGAGAAUUGGUAUAUUUGACGGAGGAACUGGACGGCGCGAACGACGAUAUCGAUGCGGACUCGAACACAGACGCAAGCGAGGACUUCCAGCGUUGGUUCGACAACAUGGACAGCGCACACCACUCACAGCAAGCGAAACGCACAACGGAACAGGAAACGGCCCUGGUUGGCCAGAAAGAAUUACCGCCGCUCCCUUCCGACCUGCCACCACCCUCUUCUUCACCACCGCUAGGAAUGUCAUGUAGGAUCUCGCGCUUCCCCUUCUCGCACCCGUGCGAGGUCCCGGAGUUGAUGCCCGACCUGGACGAGUUGUUUGGAAUGGCGCCCAGCCCUCCUACGUCGGGGCCGGUCACCCCCAGCAUUGCUCCGGACAUCUUUCGCCCACUUACACAGCUCACCUCUCCCGACCUAGAGUUAGGUCGGGACUUCAUCAACCCCGCUCAAAAAGUCGAGUUUCACGACAGCGUGCGUGAAGUGUCGAUCAAGUCGGUUGACACAGCGAUCGUCGACGGACUCGAUAUGAUUCGGGAGGAAGAUGGCAAUCUGGAUAACGCCUCGUUCGUGGCCCCAACCCUAGCAUCGUCCGGGACUAGCACCGUCGACGGCGGCGACCGGCCGGUGUUCCUGGCUGCGGAUGGACGGGGUCAUCUUCGCAGUGUCAGUUCCCUGGGAAGCGGGAGUUCCGGCGAGUGGCGCCCGACCCAUGCGCGGACGUCUUCACGAAAGUCGCUGGGUGUGUUCUCUCGGAUACGCCAUGGACACCGUGUUAGUGAAGACCCUUGCCUCGAGAGGCGAACCUUGACACCAAUGAAGCUCUCGGCCCCAACUCCUGUCCCCACCAGUGACCCGGAGGAUGAAGACCUGUCGACGGUCGAGGGGAUAGCUCCUCCAUCAACAGUAUUGGAAACUCUACCAGACCCCCCUAGCGCUGCUAGUAAAUUCCUGCAACGGAUCCCAUGGGUGGGAGAUUCACGAUCCGGGAAAACCCCUGUCGUCUUCGGCGUGGACCUCAAGGAAGGCAUUCGUGUCGCGCCGAUGAAGAUUCGGAUAUCGCACAAGGGCAGGAGCACAUCCUACCGGACAUUUCCUUUGGCAUUGUACAAGUGUUGCGAAUUUAUUCGCCGAGCUGGAGGCACCGAUGGCCAAAUCUUCUCUUCACCUGGAGACCCUGACAAUGUAAACCAGCUCCAAGCCAUUUUUAACACAGCCCCAACAUUUGGCGAGCAUUUCCGGUUUGAAGGAAGCGGGUACACGGUCCACGACGCCGCACGCCUCAUCCUCGUGUAUCUCGAGUCGCUCCCGAAACCGCUCAUCUCGUCAUCUGUCGUCAAGUCCUGGGUUCUACUAGCGCGCCAAGAGGGCGCCAUCGAACCGCCAUGCCCACGAGUCGAAACGGGUCUCGACUUUUGGACCGAGGCGCUCAACCGGCUACCGACGGUCAACCGCAACCUGAUCAAGCACCUCCUCACGAUCUUCGCCGAGGUCCUCCUUGCUAGCUCCGGUGAAAUUAGUGAGGCCAAUGCCCGACAGUUGGCCUCAUCCGUGACGAAAUCGAUCUUCCACCAGGAUACCGACGGAACUGGGUUGGAGGGCAAGCCGAUAAAAGAGUACAAGAAGAAGCCGAUUAAACGGGAUGUGCAGCCUACACUAGCGCUCGCGUUCUUAAUCAAGAAGCGGGGCGAGUAUGCGGUGUCGCUGAGCGAGGUGGCUAAAACUGACGGGUCUAAACGGAACUCGACCUCGUUUUUGCCAAGUACCAAGGAAAUUAUGGAGUGGAAGGGCUCGCCUCGGUGA